Messenger RNA from Anopheles funestus (African malaria mosquito), 864 nucleotides. RefSeq names its product putative pterin-4-alpha-carbinolamine dehydratase (gene Pcd). The transcript is spliced from 3 exons. Gene Ontology annotation, molecular function: 4-alpha-hydroxytetrahydrobiopterin dehydratase activity. The record is from RefSeq and is a predicted model, not a curated record. The coding region runs from base 97 to 708 and encodes 203 amino acids. Lineage: Eukaryota; Metazoa; Arthropoda; Insecta; Diptera; Culicidae. Gene Ontology annotation, biological process: tetrahydrobiopterin biosynthetic process.
CAGCGACGAACUUGUCAGAAGAAACAUGUAAAAAAAUGUAAUAACAAACUAAUCCAGUAGUGUGCUAACAUCCAAGUAAAUUACCAGAAGAGGAAAAUGUUUCCUUGUUUUGCGAUUCAGCAUGGAGGAUUUGUUUUGCGAUUGUUCGCAAAAAGAUACGCGUUGAGCGAACCGGCUGUUAUCGGCAAAACGUUAGAUGCUGCAACCGGUGCUGUGAUGCUGUCCAGCCAUAUCAGAUACAUCUCACGGUAUUAUGGAGUCAGCUGCUAUGGCCACACCAAUACCAUCAACACAGGCACGGAAGUAGUGCGCAGUCACUCGUCAGUGCUUCAGAGCAGUCGACAACGGCCGAAAAGCGUACCAAAUCGUCUAUUUUCCAAAACCUCCGUUAUCAGCAGAAAGAUGGUGGUUAAGCUAACUGAGGAGCAGCGUACGGAGCAGCUGAAGCCACUGUUUGCUUCCGGCUGGACCAUGGUGGAAGGCCGGGACGCCAUCUACAAGGAGUUCCUGUUUGGAGACUUUAACGAAGCAUUCGGUUUUAUGACGAGAGUGGCACUGAAAGCGGAUAAGAUGGAUCACCAUCCAGAGUGGUUCAACGUGUACAAUAAGGUGCAGGUGACGCUCGCUACCCACGAUUGUAGUGGUUUGAGCGAGCGUGAUGUUAAGUUGGCCCAGUUCCUCGACAAGGUUGCUACUGUUACUAAGUAAAACUAUCACAAGAGGCGGCUAGUUGCUGCUACCCAACACGGGGAGGGUGCUAAAGAUUUAUGCAAGAAAGCGGACAUUGAAUUGAAGCAGCAAAACAGAAAACCUUGAAGUGAAAAUCCCACACAGCAAAAUAAAUUCCAUGCUAUCUCAGUACGU